Messenger RNA from Spea bombifrons (plains spadefoot toad), 3563 nucleotides. RefSeq names its product solute carrier organic anion transporter family member 4C1 (gene SLCO4C1). The record is from RefSeq and is a predicted model, not a curated record. Gene Ontology annotation, cellular component: membrane. Bases 114 to 2339 code for a protein of 741 amino acids. The transcript is spliced from 13 exons. Gene Ontology annotation, biological process: sodium-independent organic anion transport; transmembrane transport. NCBI's taxonomy places the organism in Eukaryota, Metazoa, Chordata, Amphibia, Anura, Pelobatidae. Gene Ontology annotation, molecular function: protein binding.
GGGGAGAGAGGAGGGAGAGAGGAGUUACCUGCUUUGGCAGGUGAGUUCACCCCUAAAUGUACAGCCAAGAAAACUUUUAAAAAAAGUGACCCCACCUUCUAGUGACUCAACAAAUGUCUGAAGGGGAUGAUCUUGUAUUGCUUCACUUGUCAAGCACCAAGAGAGGAACAUCUCAGCCAUGCACAGAUAAGCAGUCAGAUUUUCUACUCCACCACUUAAAGAAGCUGCUCAAUCCUCCUGAGAGCUUGAACUGUCAGGCGUAUGCAAUGGAUGAAGGCAUCGAUAACCCAAGCUUCACUGCUGCUGGGGAAGUGGGACUGCAGCACAUCGAGAAGAGCAAUGGCACAACACAGCCUCCACCUUCAGAAUGGCCAAAGAGCGACCAACUUCCUAUGGAAGAUCUGGAGGAGUUCCAAGAAGGUCCAUGCGGAUGGGGCAGCUUUAUUCCAAGCUGCCUCCAAUACUGUAACAACCCUAAGGGGUAUUUAGUGAUGUACAGCCUCCUGGCCGUAAUGCAAGGUACUGCUGUAAAUGGUUUAGUAAAUGUUGUCAUUUCCACAAUCGAGAAACGUUAUGACUUGAACAGCUCCCUAACUGGCUUGAUUUCUGCAAGCUACGACAUCGCCUUUUGCCUUUUGUCACUUGUAGUCUCUUUUUAUGGACAAAGAGGACACAAACCAAGAUGGCUCGCCUUUUCAGCUUUUAUGAUUGGAUUAGGAUCAAUUGUGUUUUCUUUACCUCAUUUCUCUACUGGAGUAUACCAGUAUGGAAGCAAAUUUAAUGAUGUAUGUGAAGUCUCAGGAACUAACAGCAGUCUCUUAGAAUGCACAGGGAAGAAAAAAUCCUCACUCUCCAACUACCUUUAUGUGUUUAUUUUGGGUCAGCUGCUUAUGGGCGUAGGAGGAACUCCACUGUACACUCUUGGAACAGCCUUUUUUGAUGAUAGCCUUCCGACACACAAAUCAUCAUUAUACAUAGGAAUUGCAUAUGGAAUGUCUGUAGUGGGUCCAGCUAUAGGGUAUUUGAUAGGAGGGCAGCUUUUAAACUUAUAUAUUGAUUUUGACAAAGGAAUAAAUCCAAAUAUUACCCCAAGCGAUCCAAGGUGGCUUGGUGCAUGGUGGAUUGCAUUUUUAAUUUGCGGCUUGGUAACAUGGUUGCUGAUUGCUCCCUUUUCGUGUUUCCCUAAGCAUUUGCCUGGCACAGCAGAAAUUCAGUCUCAAAGGAUUUCCCAAGCACAUAACAAUGGAAGUGAAAGUAUCGUAGAAGAAAAAAAUCUGGGCAAAAGUUUCAAAGAUUUUCCUAUGGCACUGAUGUUAAUGCUGAAAAACCCAGUUCUUUUAUCCUUAACAUUUGCCAGCUGCUCUGAUGCCUUGAUUACCACUGGAUUUGCAACUUUCCUCCCCAAAUUUAUUGAAAAUCAGUUUUCAUUGACAUCAAGUUUUUCUGCAAUUUUAGGAGGUGGUGUUCUUAUCCCUGCAGCAGCCAUUGGACAAGUUAUAGGAGGCAUCAUUAUUUCUAAAUUCAAGAUUGAAUGCAAAAAUAUAAUUCGGUUCUCAAUAAUAAUGUCUUUUGUGUCAGUUGCACUGAUGACUGUCUUUAUCUUUGCUAAAUGUGGGAAUGACCCAUUUGCAGGAGUGUCCAUUUUAUAUAAUGGAACAGGUAAAAUAGGGGAAAUAACAGCCCCAUGUAAUAGCAACUGCUCAUGUGAACGCUCGUUUUAUGACCCAGUUUGUGGAUCUGAUGGAGUUCAGUAUUUUUCUUCGUGCUACGCAGGGUGUACUUCUACUACAUUAGACGGUAGUACAAAGAUUUACAGCAAUUGCUCUUGCAUUGGAGAACAAGUUCGAAAAAUAGCAAAAUUUGAAGGCAGUUUUAAUAUGUCUGUGGCUACUCCUGGAAAAUGUGAAACCACCUGUACAAGUUUGAUAAUAUUUAUGGUUUUUUUCUUCUUUGUGGUUGUUAGCACAUUCAUGAUUGCAACGCCAAUAACUAUGGCUAUCAUAAGAUGUGUACCAGAUAAACAAAGGUCAUUUGCCCUUGGAGUGCAGUGGUCAUUCAUUCGAUUGUUGGGUUCUAUACCUGGACCGAUUACAUUUGGUGUUCUAAUAGAUAGUAGCUGUAUGUUAUGGAACAUAAAUGAAUGUGGUUCGAAGGGAGCUUGCUGGACAUAUGACAAUCCAGACACGUCAUAUAAAUUGAUUGCCAUCAGUGCUGCAAGCAAAGCCAUAACUAUACUUUUCCUGUUUGUGGCAUAUUUUGUUUACAAACCUCCACAAGGCAAUGCAGAGACUGUGAAGGACAGCGAUAACGAUAAGGUUAUCUCUUCCGUGUCCCUUUGAAUACGGGAAUUUUCGUACAUGCGACCACUUCAGGAAUUAUCGAAUAGCAAUAAUGGACAUGUUUGGUGUAAAUAAUUGUCUUCAUUAACAAAACAGGAAGAAUCAGAUGUCAAGGGUUUCGGAAAUAUUUAAGGAAGAAAGAUGCGCACAAUUUACAAAGAGGAAGAAAAAGCCUUCUGCUGGAAUGAAUGAAAUGUUCUACUGAAAAGUUUUAAAACACUGUACAGAAUUUUACUCAAAGGUUAUAUUAACCUUUUAAACUAGCAUACCGUGUGAAUGCAACCGGUGUAUCAUUUAUCAAGGUCGCUCUUAGCUACAAUAAUCUAGCACACACAAAAUAAAACAGCUUCUUGAUAGCAUUAAGAAUCACUGUAUAUGAUGAAACCGUUGUUAUUCGUGUGAUUUUGAUAAAUGACACUUUGAGUACUUUGAAAGUAAGUAAUUUUGUCAUAAAUGACAAAAUGAUUACUUUGCAGUAAUUGCCUUUUCAAAUUUAGGCCUAUAAUGUGUACAACUCAUAAUACAGCUACCUCUUAUUAAAACACAUUUGGUAGAAAUAUGCUAUUUUAAUAACUUAAGAUGACUUGAGUGUACAGGGGAUUUAUUUUUUAUUAUUAUAAUACAGUUUGUGAGUAGUUUCGCAAGGAAAUCGCAGUCUAAUAAUGGAUCAUUUAGUAAGAGGCAAGAAUAUUAGCUCAUUUAGUUUAAUACACUGGUCUGCUAGAUGUAGCACACAUGGGGUUCUCUAGGGCCAUCAGCAUUUCUGAGGUGUCUAUAUGUUCUUAUAUCACUUGGGACUGGCUCAUCAGGCAUUCAAGUUUGAAGAUCCACCUCAUGAGCAUAACUGUUACCAGGGUUUGACAUAGAGUCUCCAGGUGAAGCCCUGCUUCCCUGGGUCACUGAGUCACUUCCCUCUUUCUCUGGGCAGGGGUGUGGUGUUUGGCCACACCCACUCUAAUCACACUCAAUUUUGUUUGGGUCUAGCCCCACCCAUACAAUGGGAUAACCCUGCCCCCUCAUGAUGCCACUCCCCUAGAAGGGGGAGAGUUCUAGGUAGUCUGCCCUGAACAGUUCCAAGGCCUGUUCAUGAGUUAAAUAGACUGCGUUACAAUAAGUGCAGUGAGGAAAUGAGAAAUACCGAACUGAGUUUACCACAAGUGUUUGUUUUAAUUGCCUUUUGUUUCUAAAUGGAUAAUAAAAGAGAAGCGUUGCCACAUUGUUCAA